Molecule: messenger RNA, 887 nt
Organism: Sipha flava (yellow sugarcane aphid)
Lineage: Eukaryota; Metazoa; Arthropoda; Insecta; Hemiptera; Aphididae
Gene: mRpS2
Product: 28S ribosomal protein S2, mitochondrial
Exons: 4
Coding region: 101-880 (259 amino acids)
Biological process (GO): translation
Cellular component (GO): ribosome; mitochondrial small ribosomal subunit
Molecular function (GO): structural constituent of ribosome
Source: RefSeq, a predicted model, not a curated record
CAGUGAAAAUUAUUUUUUAAGUUACAAAUUUUCAAAGAAUACUGAUUUUUAAUUUCCUUCAAUUUCAACUAUAAUCAAGCUCUAUUAAAUAAAAAUCAUUAUGGCUACACAUUAUUGUAGACCAAUAUUUAAUAAAAAUAGUUUUAGUCACAUACAACGUAUAAUAUGUCCAUCAUAUUUGUCAACAUUACCAAAAUUACAAAUUGAAGAUGUUCAAUCUUCUCAUGAAGAAACCAGAUUUAAGUUAUCCAACCCAGAUGCUUUUGAAGUAAAAAAUAUGGUUAAAAUCAAAAGCUUAUUUGAAGCUGGUGUACAUUUUGGUCAUACAGAAGGAACAUUAGAUGAAAGAAUGAAACAAUAUUUAUAUGGCAAUAGAUUAGGACAUCUCAUUAUUGAUUUAAAUCAAACUAAAAAACUUUUACAGCAAGCUCUUAACGUAACUGCUCAUAUAGCAUAUAGAGGUGGAGUUAUUUUAUUUUUGUGUCAAUCACCUCUCAAUUGUUUAACAGUUGAAAAUUGUGCAAAAGAAUGUGGAGAGUUUGCUCACACUAGAUAUUGGCGUGAUGGUAUGUUUACCAAUUCUUCUAGGAUUUUCAAAGCUGAAACAAGACUACCUGAUCUCUGCAUUGUAUUAAAUACUCUAAGCAGUACAUCCAAAAAUAAUAGUGGACAACAUGGUGUCCUUACUGAUGCUGCUAAAAUGUUAAUACCUACUAUUGCUAUAGUAGAUACAGAUGCUAAUCCUAAUAUUGUCACAUAUCCAAUACCAGGCAAUGAUGAUACACCAAGUGCUAUUAGUCUAUAUUGUGACUUAUUUAAGAAUAUUAUUAAAAAAGCUAAAGCCAUUAGAAAGGAAAUUUUAAAUAACAAUAAAAUAUAAUUUCUAA